UAAAAAUGUGUCAAUUCCACGUAAAGAAGCCUUAAAUUUAUUAAGGAAAAUUGCUAAUGCCCCCAACAUUGCAAAAAUGGAAGAGGCUGUAAAAACAUUGAAAGAGUGGAAACAUUAUAAAGAGUCAACGUUGAAAAACUAUUUUGAGAACACAUGGUAUCCCGAGAUCAAACGUUGGGCAUUAGCUUACAAACCAUUAGAAAUGUUCAUCAACUCAAACAACGGAGUUGAAAGACUCAAUAAAGAAUUAAAAUAUACGUACCUAGAAGGGUACAAAGGAUGUUCUCUGAGUGAGAUUGUCUCGGUUUUAUUGAGCCAGUUCUUACCCGAAAGGUAUUUGACAUAUGUUAGGGAAAACUUAAUAAUGUCAUCAAGCUGUAGAAUGUACUCUGAAGAAAUUCCUAAGUACUUACACGGGCGUCCUAAGUGGUUCGUAACUCAUGUCAUGGAUAGACUAACUUCAGCUGAAAGUCUACAUGGUUGUGUUAUUGUGCCUGUUUCUGAAAUCCAUUUUCAAAUCCACUCAACCAUGACGUACGAUGUCAAUUUUGACCUAAACAAUAGGAAAUCUAGCUGUACCUGCCCAGACUUUAGAAAGGAGAGAUUAAUAUGCAAACACAUGAUCUUCAUCAGCAUUCACUACCAAAAGUUUGAUUUAAACUUAGUUCAUGAAUUGCUAUUUGAUAAUCCCAUUUUUAAAUGUGACGAUGAAUUGAGCAAUUAUGAGGAUGAGAAUAGUAAUAAUUGUACCAUUCAUGACAAAUUCUUGGACCAUAGACAUGACAUUGAAGAACUUCCAUUGAACACCCAUUACUCUGAACUUCAACGACGGGGGAGUAACAAACGUCACCUAUUAAAUUUAGCAAAGGCAACUUGGCGCUCCAUUGAAUCGGUGAUGUGGAACUUGGAUGAGGAAAGCCUACAGAAAGGAAACGAGAUUCUGCAGGGAUGUCUGGAAUUUAUGACCUCCAAAGUUUCAAAUGAUGAAAGCAAUGGUUUGCCCAUUCAAGCGCAUGAAGAAACCUUUAAUGGAAAAAGCAUUAAAAGAAAAAAUUACCGAAAAUUGAGUCUGCAUAAGAAACAAGGCCAGAGCAGUAGAGUGGGGACUACUGCAGAUUGUCUGAAAGCAGCCCGCAUCAUUACUAUUACUGAACAAGAUUGCAGCCCAUCAAAACGUACAAAAAUUGACAUGCUAAACUAACUAUUUUGUUAACAAAUGUGUAUGAUAAUUUCAAUUCCCUGAGGGUUUCUACCAUCAGGGAAUUGAAAUUUAGCCGAGGAAAGUGAGUAAAAUCUGGUCAAAAGAUAAUUUUGUCACUGGUUUUGUUUAAUAAGAAAAUGAAUAUAGCCUACAAUAGGGAAACUGUAAUCUGUGGGUGUAUAAAUUAAAAAUUAAGGCCGUAUGAUAAACUUAAUUGUAAAUAAACCCAUAGAUUACAGUUUUCCUAUCGUAGGCUAUAUUCAUUUUCUUAUUGAAACAAAACCAGUGACAAAAUUAUCUUUUGACCAGGUUUGCCGUACCUCACUUCCCCUGGCUAAAUUUCAAUUCCCUGAUGGUAGAAACCCUCAGGGAAUUGGAAGUUUUAAUAAUUCAAAAAGUAUUUUAAUUAAUUCAUUUUCAUAUUGCUAUGUAUGUAAAUCCAUCCGGUAGAAUAUUUUGUAUUAGUAGUAAACUUUGUAUAUGAAACUGUGUGACUUGAGUAAAUCAUUUAAGUACUGUACUUACAGUCUUAAAGGAGGCCUUUUGGCGUACCUACUGUAGCAAUUUCUUCCAUCACUUAUUUUAAGAUUUCAAAAUAUUUGUUCUUACAUUUGCUUAGAUUAAUGUUUGGCCUAGAAUUUUGAUUCUACCUGAAUUAUUGUUAAACUC
Macrosteles quadrilineatus (aster leafhopper) is the source of this 1870-nucleotide messenger RNA. RefSeq lists its product as uncharacterized. The record is from RefSeq and is a predicted model, not a curated record. The coding region runs from base 77 to 1201 and encodes 374 amino acids. Gene Ontology annotation, molecular function: zinc ion binding. The transcript has 2 exons. Lineage: Eukaryota; Metazoa; Arthropoda; Insecta; Hemiptera; Cicadellidae.